This is a messenger RNA of Dromiciops gliroides (monito del monte), 5271 nucleotides long. It is a transcript of the gene ENTPD1, whose product is annotated as ectonucleoside triphosphate diphosphohydrolase 1. Gene Ontology annotation, biological process: nucleoside diphosphate catabolic process. Lineage: Eukaryota; Metazoa; Chordata; Mammalia; Microbiotheria; Microbiotheriidae. Gene Ontology annotation, cellular component: plasma membrane. Gene Ontology annotation, molecular function: GDP phosphatase activity; UDP phosphatase activity. The record is from RefSeq and is a predicted model, not a curated record. The coding region runs from base 391 to 1908 and encodes 505 amino acids. The transcript has 10 exons.
CUUCUAUCUGACUUCAGAUCUGGAAUGCGCAAAAUUUCUUUGCAAAUGACCUUCUUUGACUUCUCUCCCCAAAGAGAGAAGGAUGGAACAUCAUGGACUGCAGAUUUCCAAGUAAAAACUACAAAUUCCAGGGAGCCUCGGUUUGGCUCUAGGAGAUUUUUAUCCCCUGGAUUCUCCUGAGUCAAUUUGUUCUCUCGCGUCAAUGAAAAAAGACCCAGGGCGACCCCCAGCUUCCAGGUUCCUCCCGAAACUGAUUUAGCCCCUCCCACGAGCCAAAGAGCUGAUUAUAAGAAGCUAAGUUUUCAUGAUCACCUCUCACUGAGGCAGAGCGCAGUCCUGCAGCAGCCGAAAACCAAAGAAAGAGGAAGAUACGGCCGCUCGUGGCAGCUCAUGGAGGGUACUAAACCAAAGAGAUGUGGGUCUAAGAAUAUCCUGGUCAUCCUUGGAUUUUUAUUUGGCUUGGCUGUGAUUGCUUUAAUCACAGUGGGGCUAACCCAGAAUAGGCCACUGCCAGAAAAUGUUAAGUAUGGGAUCGUGCUGGAUGCAGGCUCUUCUCAUACCAACAUGUACAUCUAUAACUGGCCGGCGGAGAAAGAAAAUGACACGGGAGUGGUGCAACAGGUGGAGGUGUGCAAGGUACAAGGUCCUGGCAUCUCAGGGUAUUCCCAGAAUGUGGAAGAAGUAGGCUAUUACCUAAACAAAUGCAUGGACAGAGCUCAACAAGUGAUUCCCAAGGAGCUGCACCAACAGACCCCCGUUUAUCUCGGUGCCACAGCUGGCAUGAGGUUGCUCAGUAUGGAGAGCAGCGCCUUGGCAAACAGAGUCCUGACGGCUGUGAAGGAGAGCCUAACCUCUUACCCUUUUGAUUUCCAAGGGGCCAGGAUCAUCACUGGCCAGGAAGAAGGUGCCUAUGGCUGGAUUACCAUUAACUACUUGUUAGGCAAAUUCAAUCAGAAAAUCAGCUGGCUCAGACUUCUGCCCAGAAGAGAAGGUCCCCAGGAAACCUCUGGGGCCUUGGACCUUGGAGGAGCCUCGACGCAAAUAACUUUCGUGCCCAUCAACGAACAGAUUGAGUCCCAAGGCAACUCCCUGCACUUCCGUCUCUAUGGCAAGAGCUACGAUGUGUAUACACACAGUUUCCUGUGUUAUGGGAAGGAUCAAGCUCUCCGGCUAAAACUGGUCAGGAACAUUCAGGAUGCUGAGAAUGGACUCCUAAGGGAUCCUUGUUUCCACCCUGGCUAUGAAAGGGAUGUGAACAUAAGUGAUUUCUUCAACACACCCUGCAUUUCAAAGGAUGAGAAAUCAUUUCCAUUUCAUAGACUUCAAGUACAGGGUACUGGCAACUACUCAGCAUGCCUGCAGAGUGUACAGAAGAUCUUCAACACCACCUAUUGUCCUUACUCAAGGUGUUCUUUCAAUGGGGUUUUCCUACCAUCCUUACAAGGAAAUUUUGGGGCCUUUUCUGCUUUUUACUUUGUGAUGGACUUCCUGAACUUGACAGAUUCCUCUCUGGAAAACGUGGUUACUAAAUUGCAAACCUUCUGCUCCCAACCAUGGGAUGAGGUGAAAGCACAAUUUCCUAACAUCAAAAUGAAGUACCUCAGUGAAUAUUGCUUCUCUGGGACCUAUAUUCUUGCCCUUCUGCAACUAGGAUAUGGAUUCACUGAGAACAACUGGAAGCAUAUCCAGUUCAUGGGCAAGAUUAGUGGAAGUGAUGCCGGAUGGACUUUGGGCUACAUGCUGAAUUUGACCAACAUGAUCCCAGCAGAGCAGCCUUUGUAUCCACCUCUCUCCCAUUCGACUUAUGUCUUCCUCAUGGUCCUCUUCUCACUGAUCCUGGCAGGCGUGUUCUUCAUUGGCUGUUAUGCCUUUCGAAAGCCUUCAUGCCUUCAGAAAGUAGCUGUAUAGCAAGUCUGGCUGAGAUCAACUGGGUAGAGUAUGGAAGAAACACUCACAGGGAGGAUUUUUCUCCCUCCUGCAAUUUCAUGCUGCACUCCUUCAUGGGAGUUAAUCUUUACCAGCACAAAGCUUCCCUUGACUUCUGCUGCAUAUUUUUUCUCAGGAGGGUAUCUUAUCAUCCAUGUCCCAUGCUUCGUGGCAGAAAUCCAGCAUCUCCUUAUGAUUCUUUCUUUUUCACCUUCUUUCUUCUGUGUUUUUUAUGCUUUUGUGGGUCACAAGAAUUCUCCAGUUUUUAGAACCUUGCUUUCUUGGAUUGAAUUCAUUUGUAAGAGAAGAGAUAAUGAAGCUAGAAAUCAGCAACAGUUACAGAUGAAAGUUAGUGAGAUCUGUGGGGAGGUUGAAUUGGUUGGAUGACACCUCAUCCCAGGAAUCGUUUGAGUUCCUUAGGAUUUUCUUCUAUUUUCCUGCCUCCCAUUUAUGAAGAGCAGAUGGUGCCUCUGUAUGGAGCAGAGUCAAAUGGGCUCCAUAGGAAAUGUCUUUAGACUAGGCCAACAUUGGCUAGGUCCAAAGAGUAUCACACGGCUAUCCUCUGUGGUAGGACAAUGCUUACCUCAGUACCAUACUGUGUCAUCUCUAGGAUGUGAACUUCUGGGGGCAGCCCCAUUUCUUUAAGCGCAGAGUUUGUUCUUAGAGCUGCUAAACAUAUAGACAAACCAGUCAUAGGGCACAUAUCAAGGUGGGUGGGUAUAUGUCAAGAUUUAAGAUAUUGUUUCAACUCAGGGUUGGGAGUUGCGCAUUUUACUGCUGUAUCAAGCCUUAGUACGGGGACAGUCUUACUAGUUUUGGAUGGAAGUGGAAAAAUCUAUCAUUUAUAGAGCAGAGAUUCUUAGACUUUUUCAUCUCAGGCCCCCUUUAUACUCUUAAAAAUUAUUGAGAACCAUGCCCCACCCUCAAAGACUUUUUGUUUGUAUGGGUUAAAUCUGCUGAUGUUUACUGAAUUAGAAAUUUAAAUGUCAGUAUUAUCAUAAAUGUCAUUUUGACUUCAUAGACUCCCAGACUUCUAGGGCCCCCCAGACUACACUUUGAGAACUGCUGCUAUGGAGUAAUAGGUCAUUAGGUUGUCAUGACAAUCUAUAGUAAGGUUAAGUAACAUGCUUCAAAAAACAGUGAUACAGACCUUGUCUUGGGACUAAUUUUCUUGUGUGGGAGAUGGAUGUGUGUUGUUAAUUCUGGGUGGGGUGGGGAAAAGGAGAAGGAUGAAGAAUCCCUGUGCCACCUACCUCCAUGAACUGUUAUAAGCAUUGCUCCAUAGCCAAGAGUAAUGGUGCAUGAUUUUGACCUUGUUCCAAGAUCUUUGACCUCUCCUUCAGCGGGCUCAUCAUUGAGUGGAUGGGGGAAUGAAACAAUUUCACUCAAAAUAAAAGUUACAUGUCCUUUUCCACAAGAACAACAGUCUGCUUUUCACCAUGUCCAAAGGGUAGAAGCUCAUGAGGAGGGAACCACCUUCUCUUCUAUAGUUAUCCCCAGCUGAACCUCCUUGACCUCGAGCUGGAGUCAGAUGCCAGAUCUGGACAUUUAAAUCUGCUCUUAGAAGAAAAACAUCAGAUCAAUGCUCCUUCAGGAUCACUGAAUUUGAGGAUGAAAAACAUACAAACAUUCACCCCAAGACAGUGAGAUGUAAUUUAAACCUUUGUCAGCUCCUUUUUUGUCCUUUGCAUAGAAAUAUAUGAUGUUAAUGCUUUCUUACUACAACCCUAGGAGUAGCUCUUUAAUAAUAAUAACAACAAGCAUUCCUUAUAUUUAUAUCAUGCUUUGUCAUCAUAAAGUACUCCAUUAUCUUAUUUGAGCUGCAUAACAGUUUUGUGCAGGUAUUUUUGCCCCCAUUUUACAGAUGAGAAAACUAAAGCUCAGAGAGUGAGGUCACAAAGCUAGCCUGUGGCAAAAUUGGGAUUUAAAACCAGGUUUUCUGACUCCAGCUCUAGUGCUCUUCUGCUCUGUCCCACUCAUUUUUUUUUCAGGGAAAUACCCUGUGUCUGCCACCUCUAAAGAGCCUUUGAUAAUGAUGGUGAGAAAAAAAAAUUGAGAGGCUAAACAAACACUUCUUUGCAUCUCACUCUAAGUCCCUUGCCCAACUCACUGCAUUCCAAAGUCAAUUUCUUACAACAGUGAGCUUCAUCACACGGCUUGGUCACUAAGAAUUUCAGGGGACAAACUAGCAGUCUCCAGACAAAUCUCAGAAAAAAAAUAAUGGUUGGAAAUAGGCCAAGGCUCUUUUCAGUCCAAGGGCCCACCCAGAAUCUGGUUAACAUACAGAGGUAAGUGAGGGCAGACAAAUCUUUUGAUAUCAUUGUUGCUUACAGCUAGCUGCAAUUAUUUCUAGAGUCUGAGGUCAAGGGAAUGCUCUGUGAUCUGGCAAUACCAUUCCUUAAGACAGGGUAGAGAGUGAGGAUAGGAGGGGGAGUGGGAUGUAUGUGUGAGUGACUUUUUCCCCAUUAUGGACCACAAAAGAAAAACAGUGAUCUAAAUACCACCAUAAAACCAGAUAAUUAGUGUAGGGGUUUGGGUUUGGGUUUUUAGAGAAAUAGAAAAUAAUUCAACUGAUAUGCCCUUAAUAUUAAGAACAGAAUAAAAGAAAUAAUUUUUAAAAGUAUCAUUUCUAUAUCAUGGUUUAUGAGAAAGCUAGGUCUAGGGCAAGGAAUGGCAAAAAGGGUUAAGGGACAUUCAGGGCAAGGAAAAAAAACCUAUCUUUUCCCCCACUUCCCCAAGUGGUGGGAGAUAUUUAAAGCCAUGUUUUAUUUUUGCAACCACAAGUAUUGUGAUAUAGUUUUCUUUGGCCAUUUAUUGCAUUUGAGGUUUUGAAGUAAUUUUUAAAUAGAAUUUUGACAUUGCAGCUAAGAGUUUUUGUUCAGUCUUGAGGUUUUGCUGAUGUUUAAGUGAGGACAGGUAUCAGUUACUUGGUAUCAAUACUUGAACAGUCUGGCAACCUCAAGAAUACACAUACACACACACACAGGCACGUGCACAUGUGCACAGACAUGUACACACACACACACACACAGAGAAAAUGACCUUAAUUUGAAGAUAAGACAAAGACUAUGGGUGUUAGUUUUUUGAUAAUCAAAACAAUUCCUUAAAGUAUAAAUAAAACCAAAAUUAAACAGAUUAACAAUUAUUCAAUUCAGUAGCCAUAUAUUAAGCACCUGCUAUGUUCAAAGCAUAGUGCUAGGCACUGGGAAGAAGGGAGAGGGCAAAGACAACAAAAUGAAAAACAGUGCACAACCUCAAAGAAUUUAUAUUCUACUAGACUAGGAGAGACAGGCAAAGGAAAAUGUACUGUCUUCUUAGAACUAAAUACACAAACAAACAAACAAA